UUCUGUUUUUGGGUUGAUCAGAAUUUCAUUCAUUGAAAUUGAAUUUAAUUUCUGAACAUGAAUUUAUUUUUGUUUUUAUUGUGAUUUCGGUUUUUUUUAUAUGAGAGUUUGAUCAUUUGUAAUUUACUUUAAUCUUGUUCAAUAGUAGUGUGACUAACCCGUUUUGUUUUACUUUGCUGGUAAUGACUUGAAAAUUGUGAAUCAAAUUGUUGGCAGGGGGGCCAAGGAGAGAGAGAGUUUUGUGAAAGAGAGAGAGAGUAAAACAGAGGCAAGUUAUUCAAUUUUUAAUAGAAAACUAAAGGAAAAAGAUUGAAGAACAGGUAUAAGAGAAGGAAAUUCAAUCCAUUCAUACCAUCAACUUCAACUUCACCAUCAUCAUCAUCUUGUUCAUCAUAAUUUUUCACAUUGCAAGUUAAAUUGAUCAAGUUUAUUGCUUUUCUCAUCUUGUGAAUCAUCUUCAUUCAAUUUCCUUGAAGUAAUAAUCAAAAUCAUCUCAUAUCUACUUUUGUCCUCGUUACCUUUUUCUUCUCCCACUCUCUCUCUCUCUCUCUCUCUCUCUCCUUUCAUUUACUUUCAUAUUCACGCACAGACAACAUUAUCUCGUUUUAUCCAUUUUUGGCUAACUUAAUCAUUCGUCAACCUUAAACUUAUCUGAAAGUAAAUUGAAACGACUGGUAAUGGCCGCUGGAUUAUAUGAUAUCACCAAUGAAACCCUUGGUAAGGGACAUUUUGCUAUCGUUAAAUUGGCCCGACAUUGUUUGACAGGAGAGCUUGUUGCUGUUAAGAUAAUUGACAAGAUGAAAUUGAAAAAAGAGGGAUUAAGACAACUUGGUCUGGAAAUUAAAUUGUUAUCACGUUUAUCCGAAAAAGAACAUCCUAAUAUUGUUAAAUUGUACCAAGUGAUUGACACAAAGACAAAGUUAUAUCUGGUAAUGGAAUAUCCUGGUAAAGAUGUUUGUGAUCUCUAUGAUUAUAUUGAUCGUAAAAGUAGUAAAGGAUUAAAGGAGACAGAAGCUCGUCACAUAUUCAGACAGAUUUGCAGUGCAAUACACUAUUGUCAUUCCUUGCGAAUUGUUCACCGUGAUUUAAAACCUGAGAAUAUCUUGAUCGUUAAUCAACCCACCGAUUGUAACAUAACUAUUGAUGGUCACCUCUACCCUUUGGUUAAGCUAAUUGACUUUGGGUUUUCUAAUCAAUGGGAUGAAGGGGAAAAACUGAGAACCUCCUGUGGCUCGUUAGCCUAUUCAGCCCCUGAGAUAUUACUAGGAGAUCAUUAUGAUGGCGAUAAAGUUGAUAUUUGGGGCCUUGGUUGUAUUCUCUAUAUAUUAUUGUAUGGAUAUAAUCCUUUCAUGCAGAUCAAUGACAGUGAAACGCUAAUCAAAAUAUUGGACUGUUCUUUUACAACACCUCGAAGACCCUCUAUCUGUGAUUCCUCAAUUCACUUAAUCAAAUCUUUAUUACAACGUGAUCCUAAUUCUCGUUUAACUAUUAAGGGAGUUCUUGACCAUUGUUGGUUAAAAGCUUCUCACGAAGAUGAUGAAAACGAAUCGGAAGAUGGUGGAAACUGUAGUGAUAAUUUUACUCAAGAGACUAUUUCAAUAAGCUCACGAAAUGAAUCUAGUGAUCUCAACAAAUUAUCUCCUGUCAAAUUACCUAAAACAGAAUCAAACAUUCACGAAAAAGUAAUUGAUCAUAUGCUCUCACAAGGAAUGUGUUCAUCUAAAGACCAUGUUGAAAGUGCCCUGAAAAAGACUCGAGAUCGUGUCAAUCGAACCAAAUCAAGUGAAUUAAUAACAUCACCUGUUGAAAUCUCAGUUCAAGUACCUUUACCAAUAAAUGGAGAGAAAUUAAAUGAGAAUAAAUCUUCACAAGAUAAUUAUGUAACUGCCACCUAUCAUCUGUUGAAGGAUAAAUUAGUUCGUGAGCUUCAUCACAAUAAUACCAAUUCCACAGCAUCAUCAGAGUCUCAACAAUCUAAAGAAAAGCAUCAUCUUAAAACAAGAAGAGGACCAAGAAAGCCGAUUGUCCAACAAGCUCCUCGUUUAAGGCCAAAUUUUGGAUCUCCGUUGAGAGACUCGAGCAAUGAUAAAAGCAAUAAAGUUAAUCAGUUGGAAGUUUCUUCAUCCGAAGAUGAUCAAUCUUUUAUUCUUCCAUUAGCCAGAAAAUGUUCCAUUGUCAGUGAAGAAGGAAGUUGCGCUGGAACUGAUAUUUCCGGUAACGAUGGUCCAAAUGAACCUUUACUAGAGAUCGAACCAACAUUGUAUGAAUCAUCUCGUCCAUCCGUAGAUAUAAUUGUGACUGAUUUCAGUGAAAAUGAUCAUAAAUCUGUAGAUGAGUGUAUCGAGGAAGCAGAUGAAUUGGACUCAUGUGAACGAGAAUUACCAAUUGAUUUUAGUCAUGAUAACAAAAUAGAUUUACAAGAGUCACAAGUGAAAGUAGAUAAAAUUAAUCAUGACAUCGGUGGUGAUACUACUUACGAAAAUAAUAAAGUAACUUGUGAUGAAACAACAGAUAGAAUAGAAGAAGAAUCAUCUCCUCGAUUAUUAAAAACUUCAUCAAAUGAAUUCAUCGCUAAUCAACUUCAUCUUGUCUCAAGUUCACCCGAACUUUUACGUGAAGAUGAUUUUAAUUGUGAACUUCGCAGUGAUGAUGAACACAAUCUCUCAUCAGUUGAUUGUGACCCAUCGAACAUUGGAUAUCCCACCUCCCAUCGUACGAAACCCUCUCUCGCUCUUACAAGUAGUGUCACAGCUUCUCCCACUAUGAUACUCGCUGAUGGCCAAGGUGAUAGUAAAAAUGACAUCGGUGAUCAUGUAAUUAAUCAUUUAACUCAUAACUCCAACUCUAAAUCAACAACAAACGGUGGAUCAACUACAACCUCUUUACGAAUUAUCGUUCAAUCAAAGUCUUGCAACAAUAUACUCUUCGGCGAUGAGGACAGAUCUUGUUUACCUUGCAACACUUCAUCUUCAUCAGCAGUCUCUAAAUCUAGGAAAGGUCUUUCUAGUAAUUACAGAGUGAGCUCACUUCUCAAGCGUAAUAAGGAUGAGAAGGCCGAUUGUUGCAGCAUUUGCUGACCACUUAUUACGGACGCAAAGGAGCAGAUGAAAAGUGUCAACAUAAACAACAAGUCAUUAGAUGACAACAAAUUAAAGCAAGAAGAUGAGGAAAACCAAACGAGGAAGCAAAAAGUCAAGAUAACUUAUCAUUAUUCGUGCUGAUGAAUCAAAAAAGCUAUUAUUUAUUUCGUCCUUUUCUUCCUCUUCAUAUUUUCUCUGAAGCCUUCAUGUAGAUUCGAUAUUUUGGGAAACGCGAUAAUUCCCGAUGUUCAUUUUUCUUCAAUGAAUUAAUUCUCUCUCUCUCUCUCUCUCUCUCUCUCUCUCUCUCUCUCUCUCUCUCUCACCUUCCCUCUUUUUUUGCAUCUUUGUAGAAAAAAAUUUCGGUUCCCUUUUUCAUCUUCCUCUCCAUAUGCUCAGGCCAAAGACAAAACGCAAUUAGUUGAUUAUAUUAACAUAGAGAAAACCAAUUUCAUCAGAAAUUAAAACUGAUCAAUUAAUCAGUUUGGUAGUUAAAUUUAUCCAAGACUGUAAAAAACAAUUUAACCGAUUCUUUUUCAAACUCUCCCUUUAUCAUCGUUACAAAAAUGAAACCUAAGCAACAACCUCAAUCCUCCUUAUUAAUAUAAAUGAAAAGAUAGUUAACCCAUUUGCUAACAAUAAUUUUCUGUAUGAUAUUUAUGAUUAAAUAUCAUAACUUCCCUAACUUAUUAUUCUACCUGUUGUACAACAAAAACAUGCCAAUUCUGUAAAUCUUCCCACUUCGCAAAAAAAUCAAUUUAAAGUAACAACAAAAAAAAAUCUAAUUCUGUUUCUCUGA
This is a messenger RNA of Panonychus citri (citrus red mite), 3876 nucleotides long. Its product is annotated as serine/threonine-protein kinase SIK2-like. The transcript has a single exon. The coding region runs from base 678 to 3077 and encodes 799 amino acids. Gene Ontology annotation, molecular function: tau-protein kinase activity; protein serine/threonine kinase activity; ATP binding. Lineage: Eukaryota; Metazoa; Arthropoda; Arachnida; Trombidiformes; Tetranychidae. Gene Ontology annotation, biological process: protein phosphorylation; intracellular signal transduction; microtubule cytoskeleton organization. Gene Ontology annotation, cellular component: cytoplasm. The record is from RefSeq and is a predicted model, not a curated record.